AAUACAGGGGUGGAAGUGUUGCUAAAUCAAAUAAAAGGAGUUACUAUCCUCCUUUUUUUAGCUUUUUUUGUCUUAACUCUCUCAUUUUUCAGAACUCGUCCAUUCCAGGGCGAGUUCAGUCACGUUCAGCCAUUCACCCGACACCACCCAGACCUGAAGUUUCUUUACAACAACGCAGUGAGCAUUAUCCCCGUGUAGGAUGUCCUCUGAUCCUCUUGACUGAAGCUGUUGUAAACACAAAAAAUAGUUAACCGAUCAGAGACAUGAGACCCUCCGGUGCUGCAGGAACUCAUUGGGGGUUCUUCUGGAUUUGUGUUUUCUGGUUCAACAUAGCUUCCUGCUUUAGUGCCAAUGAUCUGGUAAACCUGCAGACCACAGAUGGGACAUACGCACAGUGUGGAGACAACGUGAUCCUGACGUGUAAUGCCAGCUCGCCUCAGCCGUGGAACUUGAAUAUAAAAAAGUUUGUCUGGCAGUUCGGAAACACAACAAUGUGCCAGUUUGGAGCGGACCAAGACGACGAUCAGUUUAAGUGUGAAAGCACGAACACCACAUUUAAUCGCAUAAUCUUUCUGACGCUUUACAACGUGAUGCCGACCAACGAAGGAAACUACCUCUGCAAGCUUUACUCCACCAGCGGGUCCUGGAACGGUGGAAGUCAGCUGAGGGCAGAAGAAUGCCUGGAGAGCACUGAAGCCUCCUCGAACGAGAAUUACGCUGAAUGCUCGUUUGAUGGGGUCUACCCCAGCGGAGAGGUCCACUGGUUCCAGGGAGACACCAACGUAACCGAAGAGGCUUACACACACAAAGAGAAGGACGAAUCUGAGCGCUUUAACAUCCGGAGCGUGAUGAACCUGAAGAAUAAUGGUCUGGGCGAGCCUUAUAACUGUUCCCUGUGGAUCCCGUCUCUGGGCAGGUACAUCGCCACUGAAGAAGUUUCAUCAGGUGGUUCGGUCAGACUCCAGUGGAUCUGGCUGGUUGUUUCUCUGAUGAUGAGUUUUAUCGUGUAAGAUUUCUCAAACGGAAGUGAGCCACUGACAGCUGCAUGUGAGUUUUGGGAAAAGUUGUUUCACCUUUUAAAUGUUGCCAUUCCUGUUCUUUCCUUUGCAUUUGAAACUGAUGAAAGAGCAUUUUUCAUGUGUUUUGCUGGAAAACUCCACUUGGUGGCAGCAUGGUGUUUAUUGCUAAGCUUUAACAGAAAGGGGGAAAUGUUUCUGCACAGGAUUUGGAUGUUUCUUCUUCUGUUGGUGUUUUUUCAUGUGAACCUUGAACGAUUUCUCCUUUUAAGGUAGAUCAGAUAAAAAUAUCUGCUUCAGUCUUCUUUUAAAUAUGAAAAGACCAAACAGUUGAUGUCCUAAAACGUGUUUACCACUUAGCCACUGAUACACAACUUAUCCAUUGCUGUGAAAGAUGGUGUGUGUUCAGAUUACAGUUCAAAUACAAGCUGUUACUACCUUGUUGUUAUAACAGUUAUUCUCCACAAUACUCCUCUGAAUGUAUUAAAACAUGCAUCUAUCUGCUUUCUGCAUGGAACUGAGAUUGCAUGAAAUGUGAUGAUUUUGCCAAAUUUGGGCUAUUUUGAUUGAUCUUAGUCACUGACCAUAGCUUUCUUAACAACCUCUGUUUGGAGAAAUAAAGUUGACGUCUCACAAGA
Messenger RNA from Nothobranchius furzeri (turquoise killifish), 1654 nucleotides. RefSeq lists its product as uncharacterized. The record is from RefSeq and is a predicted model, not a curated record. NCBI's taxonomy places the organism in Eukaryota, Metazoa, Chordata, Actinopteri, Cyprinodontiformes, Nothobranchiidae.